AUGGGCGGCGAUGAAGAAGAUGCAGCAGGUGGGAGUGAUCACAAUGGAGGGGAAAGUCAGGCGGGUAAGUCUGAGAGUCAGGCUGGCUCUGAGAAUGGUGUGGAGGAGAGCCAAGAAGAAAGUGGUAUCGACGAGGAGAACGACGGCGAGACCACGACAAAAAAUCAACAAAACCCGACAAAAAAAUCCAAAAAGAAAACGAAAAAGAACAAGAAACGAGGUGGUAAAAAGAAGAAGGGAAACGCUGGACCCGGACCAGACACCCGCGGGCCCAACCCACAAAACGAGAACCGUCCUCAUCGCCGCUUCGUCCCCGAGGCAUGGGCGCACCACUUUCUCGUCGCCGUCUUUGUGGUUCUCUUCUGUCUCGUUUUGGUCCGCUCCUUUCAGUACUGGUUCCAACCCCCUCCUCAGCAGCAAUACACCCAACAGCGCCAGUCUCUGCGUAAGCAGCAACAGGCUCUGAAGAGGGCGCCUCAGCCCGUGGUGCUGCCGCCUGUUAUGGGGGAUGGAACUGCACGGCCGCCGUCGGGGGCUAAGCAACCACAUCAGCAGCAGCAGAAUCGGGGUGGAUUUCCUGUCAGGAAGGGAGGAGGGGGAUCGUCGGCGUGGUCGAAGGGGAGGAAAAUGGUAUAG
Molecule: messenger RNA, 636 nt
Organism: Dichotomopilus funicola
Lineage: Eukaryota; Fungi; Ascomycota; Sordariomycetes; Sordariales; Chaetomiaceae
Exons: 1
Coding region: 1-636 (211 amino acids)
Source: RefSeq, a predicted model, not a curated record